Penaeus vannamei (Pacific white shrimp) is the source of this 2048-nucleotide messenger RNA. RefSeq names its product 26S proteasome regulatory subunit 10B. Gene Ontology annotation, cellular component: proteasome regulatory particle, base subcomplex; cytosolic proteasome complex. Gene Ontology annotation, biological process: positive regulation of RNA polymerase II transcription preinitiation complex assembly. Lineage: Eukaryota; Metazoa; Arthropoda; Malacostraca; Decapoda; Penaeidae. Gene Ontology annotation, molecular function: ATP hydrolysis activity; proteasome-activating activity; ATP binding. The record is from RefSeq and is a predicted model, not a curated record.
UCCUGCCAGCCUAAAAGAACAAGUCGACGGUCCACCCGAUGACAACAACAAAUAGCCAGACGAAGGAAAGAUGUCGGGCGAAAGGGAGACAAUUCUCUCCGAUUAUCGCAGGAGGCUCAUUGAACACCGGGAGGUCGACUCGAAAUUGAGGAAACAACGAGAGGAGAAGAAAGAACUAGACAAACAGUAUGACAAGAGCGAGAAUGACCUCAAGGCCCUGCAGAGCGUCGGGCAGAUUGUUGGGGAGGUCCUGAAGCAGCUCACAGAGGAGAAGUUCAUUGUGAAGGCAACAAAUGGACCUCGAUAUGUGGUGGGAUGCAGGCGGCAGCUAGACAAGGGGAAGCUCAAGCCUGGUACUCGUGUAGCUUUGGACAUGACGACGUUGACCAUCAUGAGGUAUUUGCCACGUGAAGUUGACCUAGUCUACAACAUGAGCCACGAAGACCCUGGUGAUGUUACGUACAAUCAGAUUGGUGGUUUGGCGGAGCAGAUCCGUGAACUCAGAGAGGUCAUCGAACUUCCUCUUCUUAACCCUGAGCUGUUCCACCGUGUAGGAAUCUCUCCACCCAAGGGUUGUCUUCUCUAUGGUCCACCAGGAACAGGAAAGACCUUGCUGGCUCGUGCUGUCGCAUCUCAGCUUGACUGCAACUUCCUGAAAGUUGUGUCCAGUGCCAUUGUAGACAAGUACAUUGGUGAGUCUGCCCGUCUCAUCCGAGAAAUGUUCAACUAUGCACGUGACCAUCAACCUUGCAUUAUAUUCAUGGACGAGAUUGAUGCCAUUGGUGGAGAAUUCUCUGAGGGUACAUCAGCUGAUCGUGAAAUCCAGAGAACUUUGAUGGAGUUGCUAAAUCAAAUGGACGGAUUUGAUUCUCUCGGCCAGGUCAAGAUGAUUAUGGCCACCAAUCGCCCCGACACCCUUGACCCUGCUCUCCUGCGUCCUGGCCGUCUGGAUAGGAAGAUUGAAAUUGCUCCCAAUGAGCAAGCCAGGUUGGAGAUCUUGAAAAUCCACUCUGGUCCAAUCACAAAACGUGGAGAGAUUGAUUAUGAAGCUGUUGUGAAACUGUCUGAUGGCUUCAAUGGUGCUGAUCUCCGGAACGUUUGCACAGAAGCAGGUCUCUUUGCCAUCCGCAAUGAGCGCGACUAUGUUAUAGAGGAGGACUUUAUGAAGGCUGUACGCAAGGUUUCCGACAACAAGAAGUUGGAGACUAAAUUAGAUUACAAGCCUAUCUAAUCCAGUAAUGUAAGAAUGCUGAAGUGUGUAUACGUGGUAUAUGCUAGCCUUUCUGUGACCACUUAUCUAUUUCUGUAUAAGAUGUUAUUCCUGAAAUAUUUCUAAAGUCAUAGGGUUCUAGGGAUUUUUGUUUUUUUGUUUUUUUCAACUCAAGUUGUUUUAAAUUGAGACUGAAAAAAGUUAUAAAUGCUAAUGAAAAUCUUUCACGCACAUAAAUGUUUUGUGGUGAAAGAUCCCGACUUCAUAUAGAAGUUAUAUAUAGGAAUAAAUGUGCUCAUAUUUUAAUAUUUAACUAUCUUUUCGGCUUAUGAAACUUGUACAUGUAGAAAUGGAAGUAAACUUUUUUUUUGUAUAAAGUAUUUUCUUCUCCUUCCAAGAUGAUAAAAGAGUUCAGUAAUUUUUGAGGAGCAUCAGAAAAAAUAUAAACUGAAUAAAAAUAUUGUAAUUCUGUCAAAACGAAGUAAGAUGAAGUUUAUGGCCAUACAUAAAAAAAUUUGAUAGCUUUUUGCUUCCAUUUAACAAAGAUAUUUCGCCUGGACCCAACAGGGUGGAGGGACCAUUUGAAUCUAAAGUCUACAUAAGUUUUUUAAAUAUCACAAAGGAGGAAUGUUUUGUAAUAUACAUGAUUUUAUGAUCUAAAAAGGUAAAUAAAUAUCAAGGAACAGGUGUUUUAUGCCUAUCUGGUAACUAUUAAAACCUUCACUAUGUUUUUGGAAUAUUAGAACUGGCCUGCCUUACCUGCUUUGUAAUGGCUGUACCAUUAGGCUAAUAGCAUUGUGCCGUUUUGGAUUACAUAUAAUGUUUCAUACAUAUUGUG